Lacerta agilis (Sand lizard) is the source of this 1972-nucleotide messenger RNA. RefSeq names its product elongation factor 1 homolog (gene ELOF1). Gene Ontology annotation, biological process: transcription elongation by RNA polymerase II. Gene Ontology annotation, cellular component: transcription elongation factor complex. The coding region runs from base 101 to 352 and encodes 83 amino acids. The record is from RefSeq and is a predicted model, not a curated record. Lineage: Eukaryota; Metazoa; Chordata; Lepidosauria; Squamata; Lacertidae. Gene Ontology annotation, molecular function: RNA polymerase II complex binding. The transcript is spliced from 4 exons.
GGGGGGGGAGCGUCGCGUUUCCCUUCCGGGUGGCGCGCCGGAAGUGCUGGUCUCUGUUAGAAACGAGGCCUUGUGGAAGUUGAACCGACCCCAGGCAAAAAUGGGCCGUAGGAAGUCAAAGCGGAAGCCUCCACCCAAGAAGAAGAUGACUGGGACACUUGAGACCCAAUUUACUUGCCCCUUCUGUAACCAUGAGAAAUCGUGUGAUGUUAAAAUGGACAGGGCUCGAAAUACGGGUGUGAUAUCCUGUACCGUGUGUCUGGAAGAAUUUCAGACUCCUAUAACAUAUCUUUCAGAACCAGUGGAUGUUUACAGUGACUGGAUAGAUGCUUGUGAGGCAGCAAAUCAAUAGCAACUGGAGAGGAACUUGCCAGGAAUUCAACAAUACUUCUUAAUUUGGGAGGGUGGAAGUUACCUGUUACAUAAUGCAUUGGAGGAUCCAACAAGUGGCUGGGAAAUGUGACUCUUGUGCUGUUUGUUUCUAUCCAGUAAUCCUGUCCUACAUAUGAAUAUUAUGGGAUUGUACCCCUGGAAUUAAGGGACUAAAAACUAUAAGUAGGAUCUGCGGUUUUGUAAACAUACUGAGCAUUGGGAAUCUUGCUAUACAACAAUGCAUUGGGUGCAUUCUUGCCAAGGGCCGCUAUUCAAUCUCUGUUCACUUCAGUGGGGCUUGUGUGGAAGGAGCAUCCAUGCAAGCUCCUUUGUCGCUGGAUAUUCAGAGGUAGUCCUUGGGAAAUUGCACACCUUGUUGCCAUGGUUGAACAGCGAUGCUGAGCAAACAAGAGUAUACAGGAGCAGAACAUGAAAUAAUCCCCCAUCCUCUGCUUUAGUGACUCACUGAGUAGUAGACUUGGUCACUAAGGAAACAUUUCUUUCAGUAGGUUGGUGCCAAUUAUGUAGGGGUGGCAGUAUGUCAUCUUUGGGUUCCUGAAACUGCCAGAAGAAUUUCUUAGAAUUCUUUCCCUACCAUCAUUUCUUCUUUUUUUCUGGGUGUUUUUGUGCACAGGAUUCUUCUUUCCUUUCACAGGAAACAAAGCAAGCUUAGCUCCUGCCCAGCAGUUGAAUAGGCAGGAAUCUGACCUUACUUCUGACCUUAAGACUAUGGGACCAUCAACAUGAUGGGGGGGGGGAAAUCACAACUCUUCCUUGAUGCUACUGUUUUAAAUGGGGACUCUUUAUCCCAUGAAAGAAGUGUUGCUUUAUUUUAAAUGACUUAUUUAAAAGCCAAUUUAGUAGCCAGUGAUAUUAACUGCGCUGGAUGCUCCAUAGGACUAGAUGUGGGAUUUUAAUUGUACUUUACUGAGGAGAAUUCUGCCUACAUCACAGAGAUUGUGCCGUCAUCGGAUUAAUAGGUACUGGUGCAAUGUACAUAGGUGAUAAUUGAACAGUAUAUUGUAAAAGAUCCUUCCAGUGUGUAUGUUUUUUUUGUUUUGCUUUUUGCUUUUUAUCCUUCUCACUGUGGUGAGCAUGAACUCUGCUUUCCAGAAAUGGAUCAUUUAAUUGCCAGUUUGGCUUCCCUUUUCUUAUUAGUCUUCCUAAUAAUAGAGUGCUCACAAAAUAUAGUGGUUACAGCAGCCACCACAUAUGAUUUACUUUGGAGUGAAUGGCGAUAUGGCAGAGGUUUAAUUCUGAAUUUGGCAGUCAGUGACAGAGGAUUUUGCCCCCUUCUCACCUUGCCUUCCUCACUGUCAUGUGGCCUUGAAUCAGGAGGCCUUUUUGAGCUGCCUUGGAUGGUAAAAGCAGCCUCCAGCUGUACAUUCCCAAACAACCACUGCCGCUCUAUCAAGUCCCUUGUCUUUUUAGAUCUAAGCAGGAAUUAAUUCCACGGUCUAUUGGACAGCAAAUUCUUGUGCCCUUGUAUGUAAAUAAUGUCCAAGAAAGCAGGAACCCACUUGUUUUAAAUGUAUUAGAGGAGCCUCUGCCAGUAACUGAGUAAUUAUCAUCCCCUUUAAAUAAAGUCCAUAAUGGAAAA